CUUGCCUAAAAGAGGCUCAGCAUGAAGUCACAUGAUGGAUAUCCAUGUUUCAGAAUUGUGGACCUUGUGAGCACGCUGCACUCGUUUGAGAAAGAAUUCCGCAGAGCCAUCAGCCUUCACGACAUCAACCAGUUGUAUAAUUCUUGUCAGAUGGAAGGGGUGACGGUAAACAGUGAAAAAUUUAGAGAACCUAUGGUGUGGAUUGGAGUCUAUGUUGCAGUAGCAUCGUUUUUCUGCAUCCUCGCCAUGGUGGCAGAUUUGUUACAUGGCUUCCAAAAUAAAAAGUUCUGGUUUCCGUGUAAAUAUUUUUCUCUCAAUGCCGCAUCUAUCACGGUGAUAACUGUCACCAUGAAACUUACCGUCGAUGUGAGUGGUGAGAUGCCAAGUUACGUGGACCAAGCAGCCAAGCUAGGGAGUUUGGGUUUCAUGUGCACCAUGAUGGCCAACUUAAUGCCGUCUUUGGCAUCUAUGGACAACAAGACUCUGCUUGCGAACGUCAUAGGUUUGUCUAUUCUGGUUCUCACCAUGAUUGUGAAUGUAUGCAUCCAGUUAAAUACUAGAGUUAUCGAUCGUUACCCUUACGAUGGGACUAAUAUUUCUUACAUGGACUUUGCUAUUGUCGCAUACAUCUACACCGCCAUAAUCAUCCUUUUACUAAUCAUAAUGAUUUCUUCAUCUCUAACAAUUCCCGCCUCUAAGGAAAUUUUAGAAUCCAAGUAUCAAGCCACACACAAGAUACAUUUAGCUAAUCAACGUCAUAUCCGAAUGUCUAUAGUUGAGAAACUAAGACACAAUGUGACAAGGUAUUGGGUCAUGGCAGAAACCGGCAGCCCUCAGUUUGUGAUGGCCAUUAAUCCAUUAUCCACCGCUUCUGCAAUAAUCUGUGCACUUAGUCUACUUGUGACCCUAAAUUUGGUGCGUGCAAGUCCGCUUACAUCUAGUUGGCAUAGGAGAUUGAUAAGAUAUGAAUCACCAUACGAGUGGACAACAAGUGCCAUUUUUAUAACGCAGUCCAUUGGAGUUGUGGUGGGAACCAUUGCUCCUAUAUUAAGAUGCUUUUCGGUUUUUAACUACAAGUUGGUGAUCACUAAAUGGAAUAGGAAUCAUUUCAUGUUUUUUAAAGUAGAGAAGUACUGGACCCAAAAGUUGCAUGAGUGGAAACAAAGUCCUAUACUGUUUCUGUUAAGCAGUCCUAGAUUAAGAAAUCUCGUAUGUAAUGCUAAAAAUACCAUUCUAAGUUUUUGCAUCGGAUUUCAGAAGGGAAUUGUCGCAUCGUGCAAACUGAUAUGGCUCAUUGCGAUAACGAUUCCAUUAUUAGCCAUUACGUGUUUCUAUCAUUUGAAGUCGCUAAAGGCGAGGUGGUUUACUCCACCCAACUCCCCGAGAACGGACGAUAUAGAUAUAGACGUUAGAAACUACGUCUUACAAAUUGACGUUGAGAUGGAGCUUGCUGAAAAAACACUGAAGGGCAUUUCAAAAUCUAUAAAUUUCUUCAUAUCGAAGGCGGAGAUGGAACAAAACAACAAUCUUUUAGAGCUUCUCGAGAAAUCUACCGGAUUUAAAGGAGUAGAGAUCUUCGACUCUGAUCAUGUUCAACCUUUGCUUUGUGUUGAACAUGUUAACAGUUGGAGUUUACCGAUUGUAACGUUAACAUGCAUCGCUGUUGCUCUCCGGGAUAUCCAUAAGCACGCUGUUCAGAAUCUGUUCAAAAGUGUUGGUGAAGGUCUGUCUUACACCCAUCUUGUGGAAGAAAGCCUCAAUUGUGCGAGUGAAUACGUAAUUCUUCGAAAGGCCAGUGUCGGCUUAUGGCACGAGGUCGAAAACAACUGCAGAUGGUUGGACAUUCCUCUGGCAAAAAAAGAAUUCAAAGGGAAAACAACAAUAGAGAUCAUUAAAUGGUUUUCGGAUAAAGCUAAAGAAAUUGUGACAGAAAUCAAGGAAAGCACCAAUGGAGAACUGGUGGAGAACCCUUCUAAGACGUUGAUUGCUGCCAAUUCAAUGUACCGGAUCACACAGACAAUCUUGCUUAGAUCCCAAAGCAACAAAGAACCAAUUACCAAAAAACAGUUGUUUGCCCAUUUAAAUGGCAUGAUUGCAGACAUAUUCUCUGCUUGCUUUACCAACAUACCUCGAGUCAUAACAAUGAGAUGCCACGAAAGCGUGAUCGAGAAAAGAGAGGAAAGUGUGAAGGUUGCAGCAAAGCUUCUUGGUAAGACCACAAAGAUAAUAGAAAGACUAGAGACAUGUGAAGUACCAAGCAUGGAUGCUGACAAGAUGGCAUAUGUUGAUGAGUGGCGUCUUUAUCUGAUGCAAUCUAUCCCAUAAGGUGACGUAGGGCGAUGGAUUCAGCAGCUACACAAAUCGUCCAUCAUAAAGCCUUUUAACCGCGAUCUGUCACUGAAUUUGCAUUCUAUUUUUUUUUUCUUUCUUUCAUUUUGAUUUUUACUUUUGUAUGAAGCCUCAAAUGUAUAUUAUAUAACAGUGGAUGUUUUGCAUGUGCUAAACCUUUUGCUCAUGUAUCGAAACGGUUCCCCAUCCUCAUGGCUCGUGUGACAAGUCCAAAAGAUUGAUGAAUCAGGCAAGAGGUCCUGUCUCAUAUAUAUUCUGUUUGAUAAGUUGAUUUAGGUCAACUAUAAAUUGUUAUUGUAGGUCAUGCUAUUUAUCUGUAAGAGAGAGUCAUGAUGUUAAAGCAGUCAAAUCAGGCCAUAAGAUUAAUAUAAUCAGUGUUCAUUUAUAUCUAAGAUAUUUUGAUCA
This is a messenger RNA of Helianthus annuus (common sunflower), 2754 nucleotides long. RefSeq lists its product as uncharacterized. The transcript is spliced from 2 exons. The coding region runs from base 22 to 2325 and encodes 767 amino acids. The record is from RefSeq and is a predicted model, not a curated record. Lineage: Eukaryota; Viridiplantae; Streptophyta; Magnoliopsida; Asterales; Asteraceae.